Felis catus (domestic cat) is the source of this 4912-nucleotide messenger RNA. It is a transcript of the gene POP1, whose product is annotated as POP1 homolog, ribonuclease P/MRP subunit. NCBI's taxonomy places the organism in Eukaryota, Metazoa, Chordata, Mammalia, Carnivora, Felidae. The coding region runs from base 124 to 3177 and encodes 1017 amino acids. Gene Ontology annotation, cellular component: ribonuclease MRP complex; nucleolar ribonuclease P complex. The transcript is spliced from 16 exons. Gene Ontology annotation, biological process: tRNA 5'-leader removal. The record is from RefSeq and is a predicted model, not a curated record.
GCCACGGCCGCGCUGGCGCAUGCGCCCUGCAGAUCGCUUGCCGCACACGUCUCCACGGAGGGGAGUGUUGCAGAGCCUUUUCGUUCUGACCCGAGGAGCCCUGCCUGAGAGCCUUUGGCAGAAAUGUCUAAUGCAAAAGAAAGAAAACAUGCUAAGAAAAUGAGAAAUCAGCCCACCAACGUGACUUUAUCCUCUGGCUUCAUGGCGGAUAGAGGCACAAAGCACUAUAAUGGAGGUGGGAAAUCUUUCCAAGCUCAAAAACAGGAGCUUCUUCCUGGAACUUCACGACCGCGGCAUACCAAAAUGAUCCACCAUUCCCCAGUUGAUCCUGAUGUGAAUGAACAGUCUUCCUCCAAAAUAAUGUUUAAAAAAAAGGGAGGAUGGAAAGCAGGUCUUGAGGGCACCUCUCAGGAGAUUCCCAAGUAUAUAACUGCUUCUACUUUUGCUCAAGCCCGAGCUGCUGAAAUCAGUGCUAUGUUGAAAGCAGUGACCCAGAAAUCUUCUAAUUCACUGGUUUUCCAGACGCUGCCCCGGCACAUGAGACGGAGAGCCAUGAGCCACAAUGUCAAACGCCUUCCCAGGCGGUUGCAGGAAAUCGCCCAGAAAGAGGCAGAGAAAGCAGUGCACCAGAAAAAAGAACAUUCAAAAAAUAAAUGCCAUAAAGCUCGAAGAUGUCACAAAAACCGGGUGCUAGAAUUUAACCGUAGACAAAAGAAGAACAUAUGGUUAGAGACUCACAUCUGGCACGCCAAACGGUUUCACAUGGUCAAGAAGUGGGGCUACUGUCUCGGGGAGAGGCCGACAGUCAAGAGCCACAGAGCCUGCUACCGAGCCAUGACAAACCGUUGCCUUCUCCAGGAUCUAUCCUACUACUGUUGUUUGGAGCUGAAGGGCAAAGAGGAAGAAAUACUGAAGGCACUUUCUCCAAUGUGUAGCAUAGACACAGGACUGACUUUCGCAGCAGUUUACUACUUGUCUGGAAAACGCCAAGGUAGUGUCAUACUUUACCGGGCAAAUAAAUACCCUAGAGAGAUGCUGGGGCCUGUUACGUUUAUUUGGAAGCCUGAGUGGACCCCUGGUCACACUUAUGAGAGCAGGCAGUUAUGGAUCUGGCUUCAUCCAACUCUGAAACAGGAUAUUUUAGAGGAAAUAAAAGCAGCGUGCCAGUGUAUGGAACCCAUCAAAUCAACUGUUUGUACCCCGGAGCCCCUGCUGACACCAUCGCAGGAAAAAAGCCAAACGGAACUACCUGAUGAGAGAAUUGGCAAGAAAAGAAAACGGAAAGAUGAUGGAGAAAAUGCUAAACCAGUUAAAAAAGUCAUCGGUGACGGAACUAGAGAUCCACAUCAACCAUAUUCUUGGGUCUCUCCAGCCACAGGCAUUAUAAUCAGUGAUUUGACGAUGGAGAUGAACAGGCUCCGGUUGAUCGGUCCACUUUCCCACUCCAUCCUAACUGAGGCACUAAAAGCUGCUUCUGUCCAUACCGAGGGAGAGGACACAGAGAAGACACCUCACCAUUGGUGGAUUGAAACCUGUAAGAAUCCUGAUAGCGUUUCCCUUCAUCACAAACAAGAAGCCAUUUUUGAAUUGUUGGGAGGAAUAACAUCACCAGCAGAAAUUCCAGCCGGUACUAUUUUGGGACUGACAGUUGGGGAUCCUCGAAUAAAUUUGCCUCAAAAGAGGUCCAGAGUUUUGCCCAACCCAGAAAAAUGCCAAGAUAAUGAGAAAGUUAGACAGCUGCUUCUGGAGGGUGUGCCUGUGGACUGUGCGCAUAGCUUUAUUUGGAACCAAGCUAUCUGUAAGAAUGUCACAGAGAAUAAAAUCUCGGAUCAGGAUUUAAACCGGAAGAGAAGUGAAUUGUUGGUGCCCGGGUCACAGCUUGUUUUAGGUCCCCGUGAAUCCAAGAUACCUAUACUUUUGAUUCAACAGCCAGGAAGGGUGACUGGUGACGACCGACGAGGCUGGGGAAGUGGCUGGGAUGUCCUGCUCCCAAAGGGCUGGGGCAUGGCUUUCUGGAUUCCAUUUGUCUAUCGAGGUGCAAGAGUUGGUGGGUUAAAAGAGGCUGUGGUGCAUUCUCAGUAUAAAAGAUCGCCUGACGUCCCUGGUGAUUUCCCAGACUGCCCUGCUGGGGUUCUUUUUGCUGAAGAGCAAGCCAAGGGUCUCCUUGAAAAGUACAAAAGGCGCCCUCCUGCAAAACGGCCCAACUAUGUUAAGCUUGGCACUCUGGCACCUUUCUGCUAUCCCUGGGAGCAGUUAACUCAAGAGUGGGAAUCAAGAGUCCGGGCCCAAGAGAAAUCACCUGUAGCUUCCUCUCCACAUGGCGAGGAGAGUAACUUGAAAAGAGAGAAGGUGCCUUGUACCCCCACGCCUGAAAAAUCCGAUCAGCUGUCUGAUGAAGUGGGCAUGUCUCUGAGCAGCCCCAGCGAGCCCAGAGAAGUGAUGGACACAGAGCGUCCAGCCCAGAUGGGGACUGAGUGGGUAACAGGACCAGCUGCCACCAGCAGUCUCCUCUGCGUUCUUAGGAGUAGAAAAUCACUGAAGCAGCUGUCAGCCUGGUGUGGGCCCAGUUCUGGACCCCGUUGGGCAGCCCAGCGAGCUCCCAGCAGCGGGCAGCAAGCAUUGACCAGAGAGGCCUGCCUGUCCAUCUUGGACCGUUUCCCCAGGGCCCUGGUAUGGGUCAGCCUGUCCCUGCUGGGGAAGGGCAGCCCCGAGCCGCACACCAUGAUCUGUGUUCCAGCCAAGGAGGAUUUCCUCCAGCUCAGUCAGGAUCGGCUGUACUGUGGGCCCCACGAAUCCAAGCACAGUGACCCAUUCAAGAGCAAGAUCCGGAAACAGAAAGAGAAGAAGAAAAUAGAGAAGAGGCAGAACCGAGGGUGCACUGUGUCUGAGGGUCCUGCCGGGGCAUACUCUGCGGCUGGGCACCACGCUCUGACCCUGGGCUUGUGGUCAGGCCCUCUCCCGGAUGUGACUUCUCAUUGCUCCAGAGUUCUCCUUGGCUUUGUCACCCAGGGAGAUUUCUCCAUGGCUGUGGGCUGUGGAGAAGCCCUGGGGUUUGUUAGCUUGACGGGUCUGCUGGAUAUGCUGUCCGGCCAGCCAGCCGCAGAGAGGGGCCUAGUGUUGCUGAGGGCCCCUGCCUCUUUGCAGUAUCGGUUUGCGAGAAUUGCCGUGGAGGUGUGAAUGCUGGUUUACGUCCUUGCAGGGCGUAAGUGUUAACUGUUUGCCAAGUCCCACCACUGGAGAGCUUUGUUUUUGCCAUGUUCUGUUUUAAAAUACCACGUGAAAUGCCUUGGAGACCAGAAUAAAAGAAUUCUGUAUUAUGCAUGUGAUGAAAUACUGACAUCAUUUCAUUAUUCCAAGAUCAUUGGUCUCCAUCUUUCCCUGCCCUUGCUCAACACUUUAAAAUUAUUUGCCACAUAGCUUUUUAUAUUUUGGUUUCUUGGUCUGCGUAAUUCUUGCUGAAAAUAAUCAGAAGCUCUCCCGUUUUCUUGUUCCUUUUUUAUAAGGAACAAAGGGCUGUCAAGCCUGUUUGAAAAGCCUUAUAGAUGUGUGAUAAGUAACAGUGGUUGUUUAAUGACUUGAUUGCUGCAGAAGAGGAAAAGGCUCUAAACAUCUGGCCUCUGUGCAUGAAAUUGGGUUCCCCGUCUGGACCAUGUUCAAUUCCAUACCGGAACCCACAUGCCUAAUGCUUUACACCAUGCAGACGGAAAUUGUGGAAAAUUUAUUGCUGCCCAUUUUCAGGCAGGCUCGGUGUAUGGCAGAGGUGUUGGGGUGGAAUCUGAAUGGGGUGCUGAUCUUUAGGACCGUUUGUCCUCUUUGCUGUUGAACAACGCAUGAUUCUAGGAGUUUCUGGAUUUUUCUGUGCUUUUUGUUUUUGCAAAGAAUUUCUCAAAAACACCGUAGAGGAUGGUUCUCAAAAUAUGUUCUAUGAAAUGUGUUAUCUAAAAAAAAAAAAAAAAAGAUUCCAAGGUCAGAUUGAUUUGGGAAACUGGAUUAAACCCAGUUAAGCAAUUUCUUUUUAAAGGAUUUCUAGAACCUUCCAUGUGAUAAUGCACAUUGUGCCUCUCCAGGAAGUGGAUAACAGCUUACAGUAUUUUCUAAAUCUCUUUGAUGCCAAACUUCGUUUUGCAAGGAGCACUUUGUAGGACCAGUGUUUUUAGGAACACACUUUGGGGAAUGUGGCUGUAUACUGCAGCACUCUGCAAGGUAAUGACUUUUCUUUUUAAUGUUUAUUUAUUUUUGUGAGAGAGACAGAGUGCAAGUGGGGGAGGGGCAGAGAGAGAGGCAGACACAGAAUUUGAAGCGGGCUCCAAGCUCCGAGCUGCCAGCACAGAGCCCGACGUGGGGCUCGAACCCACAAACCAUGAGAUCGUGACCUGAGCUGAAGUUGGAUGCUUAACUGACUGAGCUACCCAGGCGUCCCUGCAAGGUGAUGAUUAAAAUAACAAGCUGCUUUUAGACACUCAUGCAGUCAUGAUGUCCACCUGACGUUUGAGCAGGGUGUGAAGGUCUCAUCUUCUCCCACAGGAAGAGUAGAGUCAUUGGUUUUUUCACUUGUGGAGAAAGUAGGUGCUCAUUCACUUUUAGUAUCCACGUGUAUGUCACACCGUCAGACCCUUGUCUUCCGAGCACACAUUUCUAGCAGAGUUUGAGUGUGGUUUGUUUUUUUAACUUAACUGUACAGUUAAGCAUUAUUUCAUGUAAAUGCAUUGGGUUUUUGCAGUAGCAUUUGGUAUAAAUGCCUUUGGGGGUGGCAAGUUGGGGAGAGAGCAAGUGUUACAGUAGCUAAUGAAAUGUCUUAUGUUUCUCCUCUCGCCAUGCCUCUGGAUGUAUUUGUAUCCAACCCAAAUGAGACUGAAAAAAAUAGUGUAACUUAGGGGUGUCUGUAAACAGAAUAAAUUAAAGUGUCACCUGA